Molecule: messenger RNA, 656 nt
Organism: Cynara cardunculus var. scolymus (artichoke)
Lineage: Eukaryota; Viridiplantae; Streptophyta; Magnoliopsida; Asterales; Asteraceae
Product: agamous-like MADS-box protein AGL12
Exons: 7
Coding region: 54-656 (200 amino acids)
Biological process (GO): positive regulation of transcription by RNA polymerase II
Cellular component (GO): nucleus
Molecular function (GO): protein dimerization activity; RNA polymerase II cis-regulatory region sequence-specific DNA binding; DNA-binding transcription factor activity, RNA polymerase II-specific
Source: RefSeq, a predicted model, not a curated record
UCUAAAGAUCAUCUAAGGACGUCCGUCACAAACCCAAAAUCCGAACAAUUGAUAUGGCAAGAGGUAAGGUACAGAUGAGGAGAAUCGAGAACCCGGUGCAUAGGCAGGUUACUUUCUGCAAACGCCGUUCUGGGCUUCUGAAGAAGGCGAAGGAGCUUUCAGUGUUGUGUGAUGCUGAAAUUGGUCUCUUUAUUUUCUCUGCUCAUGGCAAGCUCUAUGAGCUUGCAACUAACGGAAGCAUGCAGGGACUACUAGAGAAGUAUAUGAAAUCUACCCGUUGCUAUGUGGAGGAACAGGCUGAUGAAAAGCAAGUUCUGGAGUCGAAAAUGGAGGUCAACAUGCUGAAAAAUGAGAUUGAGGUUCUCCAGAAAGGCCUCAGGUACAUGUUUGAAGGUGGUGCUGGAAAAAUGACUCUGGAUGAACUACGAAUUCUUGAGAACAACCUGGAAGUCUGGAUGUAUCACAUACGCUCAGCAAAGAUGGACAUCAUGUCUCAAGAAAUCCAAUUGCUGAAAAAUAAGGAAGGGAUACUGAAAGCAGCAAAUAAGUGCCUCCAAGAACAGAUGGAGAUGCAAUAUGAUGCUGCCAAUACGGAUCCAAUAAUGACUAACAUACCGUACCCACUAACCGUUCAAAACGAGAUAUAUCAGUACUAA